CGCCUGCGUAAAUCAGCUGUUCAUUUGUAAACAACAUUCUUUGGCCAUUGGCUGGUUUGCUUAUUGCGUAGAAUAACAUUAAAUCGUGAACUGUGAGAAAUUACGUAAUAUUACGUUGAAAACAUGUGUACGCUGCACAUUGAAGAGGAGACACAUUUGGCUGCCAUGGGCAGCAGAACGCCAGCACGCACACCGAGUCCAAUGUGGAUGCGAAGACCACAAAGCGAUGGAAAUGGAGAACUCACAUUAUUUGACAUUAGCUGGGAUGAUGUGCUCAUACCACAAUUGUCCAUCUACCUGUCGCUCAAGGACUUGUUCAAUAUGCGCAGCUGCUCGCGCACUGGAUUACGCUUUGCGGAAUCGGCGCUGGAGAAGCGCCAGGAGUUGCACUUAUCCGGGAAUAACACAAGAAAUAUCCAGCUGGGCUUUAAGGUCUUGGCGCGUUGUUGUCGCCGCCUGCAACAUUUGCAUUUGGCCAGAUGCAUGUGGCUAACGGAUGAGCUUCUGUUGCCACUGUUGGAGAACAACAAGCAGAGUCUGAGCGCCGUCAAUUUGAAUGAAUGCAUCAAUAUCACCGCUCUCUCCCUGCAGCCGAUCAUCGUGCAGUAAGAGCUGCGUAUCCUGAAGCUAUCCAAAUGCCAAUGGUUGACAACUGGAGCUGUCGAUGCUCUGACGCUGCAUCAGAGCAAACUGUUGGAAUUCGAUAUUUCUCAUUGUGGUGCCAUUGGCGAACGUUGUCUCAUCAUCUUCUUCAGGAAGCUCAACAAACUGACAAUUCUGUCGUUGGCCAAUACGCCCAGUGUGACGGAUCAGGUGCUCAUACAGAUUGGCAACUAUUGUCGCGAACUCGAGCAUAUUAAUCUCAUUGGCUGCUCCUCCAUUACCGACUAUGGCGUUCACGCCUUGACCAAAAGCUGCCCACAACUGCAGUCCCUGAUGAUCCAACGUUGUCCUCUAAUCACGGAACGCGUACUGGCUCCUCUGCGUGGACGCCUGCACAUUGAUCGACCCAUCUCUAGCUAUAACCUCCCUGCCACCCAGCAUCGUCUCUACCUGCAGGUGUGAAGAGAAGAUCCAGCUUCAAAUAAAAUUCUCCAACUGGCGGCAAUUCAUCUAUAAAUAUGCUUACUGUACAGUCAGCGGAAUAGCUUAAUACAAUUAAUUAACUAA
Drosophila innubila is the source of this 1170-nucleotide messenger RNA. It is a transcript of the gene jet, whose product is annotated as F-box/LRR-repeat protein 15. NCBI's taxonomy places the organism in Eukaryota, Metazoa, Arthropoda, Insecta, Diptera, Drosophilidae. The record is from RefSeq and is a predicted model, not a curated record. Gene Ontology annotation, biological process: SCF-dependent proteasomal ubiquitin-dependent protein catabolic process. Gene Ontology annotation, cellular component: SCF ubiquitin ligase complex.